Molecule: messenger RNA, 6405 nt
Organism: Mya arenaria
Lineage: Eukaryota; Metazoa; Mollusca; Bivalvia; Myida; Myidae
Exons: 19
Coding region: 3283-4608 (441 amino acids)
Source: RefSeq, a predicted model, not a curated record
UUUAGCAUUGCAGUCAUCCACAGUACAUUUUACGACCACUCCUGUUAUCGAAGCUCUUCUGUGCUACGUAUGUGCAGCGGAUAACAAGUAUGGAACAAUAUCAGUGGUAGGACCAGCUUUUGUAAACAGGGAGGUAACACUGAAAGCGACACCGUCCUAUCCUUGGGGAUGUGACGUAGAAUGGAAAUACAUAAUUGUCGGGAACACAACAUUCCAAACAAUGAAUGGGACAAAUGUUAAAAGAUAUUCUGAUGAUACGUCAUUCCUUUUAAAAUGGACGGCUUCAAUCGAAUACAACGGAUCUAAUUUCUAUGCUGGAUGCUCAACAAACGAAACAAUUCAAACAAGAAUGACAUCUAUAAAUAUGAAAGAUAUUGUUGGACAUUGUGGAGCACUCGUUCUUCUAGGUCCGAUUGUUCGCGGCGGGAACGUCAAACUUGGAUAUUUUCCGUCUGACUCUUUUAUACAACACCAAACUAACACUACCAGAAAAUGGAAGAAAUACCUUCAGGACAUUGAGAUACAAGAAGGUUCUUAUGAAGAGAAAAUCGUUUCUGAUUUUUUGUACAUAUUGACUAUAUUUAAAUUCGAAGAAAGAAAUGAAGGGACGUAUAUUUUAAAUUGUUAUUCAUCGUACAAUACUGAUUCUGUGCAGCUUCAUAUUCCAGAGAUUCCGGUUUACCCAGUUCUUGGUCCAAAAUCCCCCGACUUUAAUACAACAGAAUGUAUCUAUGUUUAUGCUGGCUCUGACUUUUAUUGCAAAACUGAAUUUGGAACCGAACCAGUAGAGGUCGUACUUUUACUUGGCAAUGAUUCAUUUGUCCUUUCUGAAAGCGACGGGAACAAAGGUUUUUAACGAUACCAAAACGUUUGUCAACAAAUAGCCGGAAUGUCUAGACGGAAUGUUAUCUGUCAGGUUUCUUAUAAAGCCCAUGACACGCCUGACGUAGCGCACGGUUCAUUAUGUAGCGUAGAGACAGGUAGCCUGCCUGUUCUAACAGUUCCUGAAUUACUUCAUGGAGAAAACUCUACACUUAUCUGUGAAGUGCGAAAUGCUAUCCCAGCUCCGAUAAUAGAAAUACACGUUGGCAAUGUCUUGCACGGUGAUGUUCAACAAACUGAUACAUUUAAUGAAUCAUCUCAUACUUUUACAAGUUCAGCAAAGGUGACAAAGGCUAACACAUUGUGGAAUGGAAAAGAGAUGUGCUGCACCAUGAAAAGCAGAUAUGAUUUUGGUCAAAAACAAGUCUCAGUAUGCAAAAAUAUAAGUAUGAAAUAUCCGCCGUCGGACCUUUCGAUGUCCGUAAACAAAAAUAUUGAAAAUAACAAAAAAAAAUCUGGCUGUUACUUAAACAUGUCUUGUCAAACGAGUAAAUCAAAUCCGCCUUGCGCAAUUGAAUGGUCAAGUGACAACGAUUAUUUGAGAUACGUUCAUAGCAGCAACUGGGCGAAUGCUGACAGUGGGAAUUAUCGUUCUGUUUCCAACGUGCUUUACAAUGUCACAAAUGAUAUGGCUGGAGGAACAAUUACAUGUUCAACAAGAUGCAAUCAUUUUACAUCUAAUGUAAAUAAAAACUAUGAGUUAUCUUGUUCGGAUAUCCCUUUAUGUCUUUUUAUGGAGACAUCUAUUGUGAAAGAAAGCAAUCCUGAAUUUCUUAACUUAACGUUCAAUACUGGUCCAACAUGCAUGCCUUGUGCAAUAUCAUGGACCACAAACUUCGUCUUUCUUCACCCAAUAUCGAUAUCGCAAUGGACAAAGAACAGUGGUCUGGGCAUUAUAAGUGUUUCAAAUGCUCUAUUCCUCCUAACAAAAGAUGUGGACGGGAAACGGAUACAGUGUUCUGCAAAGUGUGGGAACGAUUCAUCUGAUAUAAUACAUGAAACAUACACUAUUGUGUUUGAGGCUUUUCAAGAAGCAGCUACCAACCCUGCAUCCGUUGUAGCCCUACAGUUUCACGUAUCGGUCCUUUACGCGUUAUCUGGAACCAUUUUACUUUUAUUCAUAACAAAGUUGGCCUUGCUUCUAUUUCGUCGAUGCAAAUCUCAGGCGUAUGAAAUGUUUCUACGCCGAAGAAAAACUGCAUAUAGCGACCCAAGCAGCCAUGUGUACGACGCUGUUCAGUCUACUGCUGAGGCAACGAUGCUUCACGAUAUACUCGAUUUGGCUGCGACUAUGCAACCAGGAACCAGUAUGGAACGAUAUCAGAAGUAGGGCCAGAAAUAUGAACAGGAAGCUCUAUUUGGCUACAUAUCGGCUGCCAGUAACCAUUAUGGAACAAUAUCAGUGGUAGGACCAGCCUUUGUGAACAGGGAGGUAACACUGAAAGCGACACCGUUCUACCCUUGGGGAUGUCACGUAGAAUGGAAAUACAUUAUUGACGGACAAACACAAGUUCGAACCAUGGAUGUUGACUUUGCUAAAAGAUAUUCGGAGGAUGAAUCAUUCUUUUUGAAAUGGAAGGCUACAGUUGCAUACAACAAAUCUGUCUUCUACGCCAGAUGUUCAACAAACACAACGAUUAAAACAAACAUUGUAUCUUUAAAUAUGACACGUAAAAUAUCGAAAAAAUGAUUUUAGUCAGUUAGCCAAAUGAUGAAGAUAAACAUAUUAAUACAGAUAUAAAGACUGUGCAUUUCAUUUUUGUUUCCUCCAUUUGUUGUUAUUUAGGUUUUUACUCAUUAAAUCCUGCUAACACAGUCAUGGCAGGUUGCUGUUUUACUGGGCCUGUUUAUGUACUUUAUAUUUUACUAUCAUUUACUUAAAAUACAAGACAAUGUAAAUGGUAAUAAGCUAAAUAUGCAAAGAAAAUAAGAUCUUUGUCGAAUUAAUCAGUUCAAAUCCAUUAACUUCAAUUGUCUUAGAAACUCUUUUAAACAUGUAUUUCUAACGUCUAAUAUACAGAUAUUGUUGGACAAUGUGGAACUCUCGUGCUUUUAAACCCAGUUGUUCAAGGCGCGGAUGUCAGUAUAGGAUACUUUCCGUCUGACCUUUCUAUAUGGUAUAAAACUUUCCUUACACGAACAUGGAAGAAGAACAGCAAAGAGAUACAGCUACGCGAAGGCUAUUACGUAGAGGAAACAGUAUCUGCAUAUCAGUACACAUUAACGGUACUCAACUUUGAUCACAGAGAUGAGGGAUCAUCUAUUUUAGAAUGCAAUUCAACAGAAACCACGGACUAUGUGCUGCUUUAUAUUCCAGGGCGACCGAAUUAUCCAGUUCUCGGUCCAAAAUUCCCAGACUUUAACACAACAGAAUGCAUUUAUGUUUAUACAGGCUCCGACAUGCAUUGCAUAACAAAAAAAGGAGCAAACCCCGUACAGGUCGAACUUUUACUGGGUCAGAAGUCAUUUGUUCUUGCUGAAAGCAAAGAGAUCAAAGGGUUUUACCGAUUCCAUAACGUUACUCAACAAAUGGCUGGACAGUCAAGACAGAAUGUGACAUGCCUCGUUUCAAAUGCAGCUCUUGUAACACCCUACGACGUACAUGGCGUUCUCUGUAACGUAGAGAAAGGUAGCCCACCCAUGUUAACAGUUCCCGAAUUCCUUGAUGGAGAAAGUUCGACAGCAAUCUGUGAAGUGCACAAUGCUUUCCCAGCCCCGGCAAUAGAAAUACGCGUUAGCACAUUUUUGCUACCAGAUGUUCAACAAACAGAUUCAUUUAAUAGAUCUUCUAAUACUUUUACAAGCCGUGCAAAGGUAACAAAGACUAAUAAGAGGUGGAAUAGAAAAGAAAUGUGUUGCACCAGGGAUAGUAAACAUGAUUUCGGUUUGACAAAAAUGUCAACAUGCGUAAACAUCAGUAUAAAAUAUCCCCCGUCGGAUCUUUUCAUAUUCGUCAAUAAAAUGUAUGAAAAUAGCAACAAUGUUUCCGUCUGUUUCUUAAACGUGUCUUGUGAAACGGAUGCAUCAAAUCCGCCUUGCACAAUUGAAUGGUCAAGUGACAAAGAUGAAAUAAGAUACCUUCAUAACAACAACUGGACGAAUGGUGAAAAUGGGAGUUUCCGAUCUGUUUCCAACGUGCUCUUCAAUGUCACUAAAGACAUGGCUGGUGGAACUAUUACAUGUUCAACACGAUGCGAUCAUUUCCCAUUGCAUUUAAAUGCAAGCUAUAAAAUAUCGUUUUCUGGAAGUCAACCCCAUGAUAAUGACAAUCAGACAUUUACUUCAACAUCCCGAUUUCCUGUCAAAAAGGUUCUUAUUGGAACAGCCAUUUUCUGUGGACUCUUGUUUAUAAUCGGAAUCGGAAGAUGUGUAUAUCUUAAACGGCAAAAGAUUAGCGCAGUCAACAUAACCGAAAAUGUUGAAAAUCACAGCGUCCCCUCGUCGGACAAUGGUGUGCUACACAUAACAACAGAAGGAGUCCAGUACGCAGUCGUGCAGAGACAGGCGGCCACACGGAGGACUGAAACGCAGCAACCACAUGAUGACGACAGCCUAACGUACGCCGAGUUGGACAUCAAUUUCCUACAAGAGGCUAACGCAAGAGUUUCGUUAAGGAGAUAUAAUAUGCCGACGGAGUAUGCUGACAUUGAGUUCUCCUCAACACAGGAACCUGAAAUAGAAGAGUGUGCGUGCCAAAAUGCAUCAGACGAGUGUAAAACUAGAUAAAAAACCAAACUAUGUGUUCCUGAGUGUCUUCAGUGACUUGAAGCUUUUACCCUUAUAAAUUAGAAGGCAUAACAAAUCCUCAAAUAUACAUUGGUUUCUGUUUUACUGCCCGAAUUCUUGCAAGGAAAAAUGAUACGCCGACGGAGUAUGCUGAGUUUUCCUCAACACAUAUAUCUGCUUAAGAAGAUCAUUUUACCACAAUACAUCAGCGAAGAUCUAGAUAAAAGACAAACCAAUCUAACAUAAAUUUACUUAUUGUAUUGUUUCUUUAUUGUAGUGCCUAUGAUUAUGUUUAUGCUUGUACAUUUUAUUUUGAACAGAAAGGAAUAUUUUAGAAACAAAGAACAAUUAAUCAAAAACAAAAUGAAAAUAUUUAUAAUAUAUAGAAUACUGAGACUUUGAUUGUUGAUUUAACAAUUGAUUUAUUCGGCACUAAGAGUGGACUUGUAUACAUGUACUUUUUGAAUGGCAGUUUUUCUCUUAUUCAUAUUAAGACAUUAUAAUUACUGAAACAUUGUUUGGUUACUGAAUUUAUUCCCUGAAUUGACAUUCAUAGAACAGGUAUACACUAUUGUUUGUCAGGCAAACAAAGCAUUAGGUUGCAAUCAUUUCAAGCAAUUCACUUCAUAUUAUCACUAAUUUAUUUAUAACAACAGGUUAAUAUUUGUGUUCUUUUAUACAUAUUUCGUUUAGAUAUACGAGCCUAAAUCAUUCCACUAUAUACGAGAGCACAGCUUUUUAAAAGUGUAACCGUUAUUCAUAAAAGGUACUUUUCUUCUUCAUUGUUACUAUUCUUUUCUCUACAAUGCUUUUUUCAGGAAAGGUAUGUGACGAUGAUAUCAACCAUUAUUAUCUUCCCUCACAUAUUUUAUUUAAAAUUGAAUGACUUCUAACAGCAAUAGAAUAUGCAUUUGAUAGCCAUUAGUUUGGCAAUGACUCACAAUGAAAUUAAGAAUGUUGUUCUCUCAAUCAUACUCCGUUGGAAACGUUCGUUGGAAUUCACCACAAACCGAAAGUGUCAGUUGUCCUCCCAAAAACACGUGGACGUUCGUGUUAAUAAGCAAAACUUUUAUCACCUGUAUGUAUAUAGCUUGUCAUUAUUUUUAUUAUUCAUUAUAUACUUGUGUUUUUGAAUUCCCGAAGUUUUGUAACAAUGUAUUCAUUGGAUUAAGUUAAGUUUAAAUUCAUUUUUGUAAUUUUGCUCCCAAUUCCUACUUUUUGGGUUAAGAUGUUUACAGUAAAUUUUAAUCUUUUUUAUGUUCCCUGAUUUUAUCCACAGAGUAAGUAGGUGUAUGCUAUGUUAUGGCAUUGAAUUUUUGCGCCAGUUUUCCAGUCAUUAGGAAACUAAGGAUAUGUGCGUGGUAUUAAAGAAAAUCACUUCCAUGUUUGAUAAAUGUUACAUCCUUGUCAUACCACUUUUUUUAUUUAAAUACUUUGUUAAUGGUUAUUUUUAGUUUGCUGUUGCUCCAUAUGAUUUCUUAUAAUAUUAUCGCAGCUGUUUUUACAAUUAAUGUAUAGUACCCAUGAUUGUAUUAUAGUCAUUGAUUUAUUGAAGUGGAAGAAUAUUUUGUUCAAUAUAUUUUGGUAUCAGAUUUUUAUAAAUACUUAACAAAUGCUUGUAUUUUUGUCUUGAUAUGUUGAGUAAUGAGCCGGUAUAAUUAAUAUUGUUUGAAAUUGAUUUGUACAUAUUAUCAUUGUAAUUAUGCAUAAGAGUUAUCAAAUUAUAUGAUUUAAUUCACAUCCACCUACUAUUUUGCAUCAUAUGACUUGCAUUGCAUGUAUCUUUGGUCAUAAUGA